Molecule: messenger RNA, 4206 nt
Organism: Aegilops tauschii subsp. strangulata
Lineage: Eukaryota; Viridiplantae; Streptophyta; Magnoliopsida; Poales; Poaceae
Source: RefSeq, a predicted model, not a curated record
ACGAUAGAAAAAGAAAUAGCCAUGAUCGACCUCCUCCCACCCAUCGCACGUCCCGUCAGCCCCACCUCUCCCUGACCCCUCGCUCCCGAUCUCUUCUCUCUCCUGCCAAAUAGCAGAGGCACCGAGGAGGGGACUGCGCUUCGGUGCCUUGCACCGAAGGAGGAGGGGGUCACCUCGCUUGCUUCUGCUGAGUGCUGACGACGAUCAUGCCCAUCGCCACCCCCACUGCCUCCGCCGCAGCGGAUGCGGCGAGCAGAGCCGCGGGACACCGGGCGCGGCCACCCCUGCCGCCGUCGGAGGGACAGGAAGAGCAGUGCCACGGGAGCCGGCGAGGGCUCCGAGGAGAGCGCCCACCCGGAACCCGACCCCCGCCCCCAGGCGAGUUCCGGUUCCGCCGCCCCGUAAUCCGCUCGAGCCGCGCCAAACACCAUGGUUUAUUGCAGGUGGAGGUGGAGUACGUGAUGGAGAAGCCCGGCCUCAGCGCCGACCAUCCCCGCCUCCCUGCAUGUAUCUUCGUUGCCAUCCGUUGCACAUGCCCACCAUGCCGGCGAAGCUUCCGCGCUACCUGCAUAAACACAGAUCAACGCCUUAUUCCUGGAUUGGUUCUUGUGAUCACAAACCUGGAGACAUACAAGAUCGAUGAGGCAGACGUCGUUCAAUUUGAUGGAUUGCUGUUUCAUGAAGUUUACCAGGUUGGUGCUCAUGCCAUGGUGGUAUGCCAGCUGCUUGCAGCAUGCGUUAGCAAUCAACACCAGGACUCCAUAAAGACCCAAAGAGAGGCAGAGCAACAAUGAAGGUAUGUAUAUACCGAGCAUGUAGGGGCAGCCUGGAAGUUGCCGGCAUUCUUCAGGUUGCUCUUGAUGUCCACGUUGAGCAUAGGUAUCCUAAUAUGCUAUGCAUUUGAGUUCUAAUUACAAUCAUAAAUAGUUUGCCUUGCAGAACUAUCGAACUUCUUAAAUUAACAAGUUGACAACCUUUGAAUGUGUAGAACAGUAGUGAGGAGAUUGUUGUCGAGCUUACAAACCACUAUGCCCAGCAUGCACAUAUCUGAUUUCCUCUUCUAGACUGUCCAAACCACUAUGCCGAGCUUAGAAACCACUAUGCCUCCCAUGUAUAGCAUGUUGGCUUUUUUACAUCCAGAAAAAGACAGUCCAUACAACACCUAUGGUCAAUUAUUGUCAACGGAUGUUUGUUUUGUACACAACAUUUUCUAAAUUAAUGUCAAACUUCAACAGAUAUAUACUUCUAACAAAGUCAAACAUGCUACACGCAUAGCAUUUUCUUAGAUGGUAUAUAAGGUUUGAAUAAUAAUUGUGGGUUCUCACGUACUAUGUAUAAUGUAAGAGAAACUAUAUGGAUGAUAUAUCAUUAGAAAAAAUGAAAGAAUUAUGAUGGCUAUUAAUUUGCUCGAAAUGAUUACUCCACUACAAUGCUUCUCAUAGCUUUAUAGUUCUGUGAUGCAAGCAUAUGUGUUCUGGAGCCUUUUUUGCCAGGGAACUCUGAAGCAUGUAGUUGAAGUAAAUAUUGUAUAGUCAGAGACAAUCUUUGCAUAUUCAGGAGCAGACUGCACCGCAAGCUGCUGGUGCGAAAACAUAAUUGGCACCGUACAGCAGGCAAAGCUUCACUACAGAGUUCUGCAUAGGGAUAUGCGUUUUGCUGACCUUUUUUCAAUGAUGCAAAUAGAAUUUAAUACAUGUUCUCGUUGUGCCAACGAUUUAUGUGCUACACAUUGGUUUGUAAUUUUUUGUGCAUUUGGUAUGAAAUUCAUCACUCGCUUUUGAUUGCUUUUUUCCCAAUGAGAGGCCUUGCUAAUAGAUUGUCAUCUCUCAUUGUACUAUGAUUGUGAAAGAUGCAAUAUCUUUAGUCUUUACUGCAACGACAUCCUCCAACAAGGUGUAUCGAAUGCAUUCUAGGACCUCAGACACAAAGGUGGAUCCAUUAUUAUGAAGAUGAGCAAGUAGUUGAAUGUUUUGUAAAGAACAAAUUCCAGAACAGAAACAUGAUGAGAUGGUUCAAGCACGUCACAGCUCUAAUAAUCAUGGUACAACAGUAAUAUCUAAAUAUUUCACUUAUCUAAAAUGCUUGUCUUAUUUUACUUUUUAUUAGUCAAGCCCGAGCAACAUUUUUGCUACAUUGGGAUGUACUACUUCCGGUAAGUCUGUUAUUGGCUAUACAUGGGAGUUCAAAAAAAUACAGACUCCUUUCUUUCUUGCAUGAUUGUAGAUGGCUACCAAAUAGGAAAUUUUCCAACCUUCAGUAAAUAUAGAUGUAUUUUGUAUGGGCAGGUUUGAUGCAUGAUUGCAGAUGCGUGUAGGUUUCAGCUUCUGAAAGACAAGUGUACAUGUAUUACCAAUAAUUACUACUUCAUUUACAAAUGUCGCCUUUUGUGCGCAUGACAAGUGUGUUAUAAAUUAGUAUCAUGUUGCCUGCACAUUGAGCUUAUUAUUUUUCUUAAUAAUGUGGGAUAUUUUGUUUCUGGUCAAAAUCACCAUUGCUUGUUUUUCUCGUGAUUUGAUUGUGCUCUUUCAGAGCUAUGUAUCUAUGUAGAUGAACCUCUCAAUUUUCAGUUUACUUGAAGGGUAUAUUAUAUGUAAACUUCUCCGACACAAAUUGCCACAUAGACUACUUUAUUUUGGUAGUAACUGUCUUAUGUGCAUCCAUCAGAGCUAUUGCACAAUUCUGUCCCUGCUUAUGGCUUUUUCACACGUCUAUAUGUGUUGCUUCUUCUUUUAAUUUUUUUAAGACAUUGAUUCUUGUGUUUAAAGUCUUGAUGUGUGUAGAACUACUUCUGUAGUGAGCCGGCAUCUGGUGAGCCAGAGCGCAUCACGUCUUCUCACAGCAUGCCCCCAUCAGUGAAGGUGGUCGUCGAUUGAUAUCGAGCUUGACCAGUACUUCCAUAAUGUUGUUGCCUACUCUUGUUGGGUCAUUGAUCCAGACCCCAUCUAUGUGGGAAGCUGCUAUUUUUCAUACAUUUGUAAAGAGACGCUUGAUAGGAGAAAAUGAACACGAAGAGCAUGAGACAUUGGAUAUGCAUAACAGAAGAAAAGUUUGGUCAAAUGUCACCAUGUUCCUUUUCGCUAUCAGGUGCUGAGAACCUAAAUAAUGCACACAAGUUUACAUAUUCAGUGUGAUGGUAGUGUGUCGUCGUAGUUUUCUGUUAACCAGGCAUGUUCGUUGUCCUACUUAAUGUUCAUGUUAGUCCUAACUUAUCACAUCGUUCUCGAUCUUGAGUCAUGUGUGGAGUUUUGAUCUGCAACCAUACAAAAUCAGAAAGCAUGUCCUAGGUUCAAGGUAAUAUUGAUAAUUUGGAGGUGAUCAAAUCAUAUGAUUUUUGGGAACGAAUAUGAGUCUUGUGAACGAAGAUGACAGUCUUGAAAUCGAGCUGCCCCAUCACAAAGAAGUGCAAUUGAUGCAUCUGUUGCUAAGAUAUAUCCUCAAGUGAUACUCGUAUCAUGUUUGGCUCUUUAUGCUAUGAGCGGAAUUUAAAGAUUGAAUUAUAUAUAUUUGAUAUCACUAACAUACAUCUAUUUUUUCUUUUGACAGUGCAUUGUAUGUGGCAAGGAGGCGAUGAUGAGCCCAAGGCUGCCAAACCAAUACAGGAGCUCCAAAUAUGUGUCUCGGCGCGAAGGAUAUGGACCAUGGCCAUUGGAAUUUCAAGUAUGAGUCACAUGUAUUUUGUUUUAGUGGCACAUUGUAUAGUACAAGAAAGUAUAAUAAAAUCUUUUAUGGGAUGAGCACAUUAGUGGAGGGGUUGCAAGGAUGAUGGGAGACAAAAUAUCCCCUCCCCUUUCCCCUCCAUUGCGACUGACAAGGGGUGACGGUGUCAGCGGCCAACAAUGAUGGUGAGCAACAUGUAAAUUUGUUGUUGCGUGGCAGCGCACGGGCACUCAACUAGUAUUAAGCUAAUAGGUGGAUCUAAACUGAAACACAGUAAGUCUGCACUAGCUUGCAAAGUUUUUUUUAAUAUCAUUUAAAGAAAUGAAUUGCAAAACUAACACCGCAAAUGUUGUAUGGAAAAAAUGCUGACAUGAAUAUGAUUUAUGGGCUAGUUUGUUAUUGUCUGUUUAUACUGAAGUUAUGAAAACAGUUACACCUAGCAGUUUGUUUGUCAGUUCAAAUUGAAGUUACAAAACAUUAGUAUGAUAUGGACACUCUUUCUAUUUUUUUGAAAGAAUUUUCUAUUAGUUGUGAUGGAAAAGUUUCUUU